This is a messenger RNA of Zychaea mexicana, 336 nucleotides long. RefSeq lists its product as uncharacterized. Gene Ontology annotation, cellular component: eukaryotic 43S preinitiation complex. The record is from RefSeq and is a predicted model, not a curated record. Gene Ontology annotation, molecular function: RNA binding; translation initiation factor activity; ribosomal small subunit binding. Gene Ontology annotation, biological process: translational initiation. Lineage: Eukaryota; Fungi; Mucoromycota; Mucoromycetes; Mucorales; Lichtheimiaceae. The transcript has 3 exons. The coding region runs from base 1 to 336 and encodes 111 amino acids.
AUGACAAGUGUUGAAGAGCUGAACGCACCUUUUGAUCCUUUUGCCGAAGUAGAAGAGGAAAAGAGUCCCAAACAAGCCAACCAUAUCCACUUGCGCAUUCAGCAACGAAACGGUCGAAAGACGCUCACAACACUUCAAGGUCUUCCCAAGCAAUAUGACAACAAGAAAAUCCUGAAAACGUUCAAGAAAGUUUUUGCCUGCAACGGCACCAUCGUUGAUGACGAUGAACUUGGUGAAGUGCUCCAACUCUCAGGCGAUCAGCGCUUGAAGAUUGCCGAGUUCCUCGUCAAGGAGGAGAUUGUUAAAAAGUCAGAGAUUAAGGUCCAUGGCUUUUAA